AGCCGAGGUAAAAAUGUUGAUGGAGCGCGUGGUCCAACUCGUUCGGGACGGAGUGACGGGCAUGGAUCUUCUGGAAGUCUUCCUUAGGCGGCGCAUCCAACCGCUCCAGUACCGAGGCCACCCGAUGUGGCUGUAUUGCGGUACCGAAGACACCACUCGGGUCCAUCUAGAAGCAGUCGACGACGCCACGCUGGAGAGGUGGGUGGCCGCCAUCACAGGGAACAAGGACAACCCUCGAGGGUCUAGGAGGAUCCCGCCACUCGACUGUACUUAUACGCCGGACGCGGCCACCACUGAAUUGUACUCGAUGCCCAAUGGGGCGCAGAUGCCGACUGAGGAGGAGGAAGGAAGCAGGGGCGAAAGCCCGGAGGAGUGGGAUUCGGAUGCUGACGACGACGGCGAGGGUGAUGACUCUGGUGAGAAGGAAGAAGAGGAGGAGGAGGAGGAAGUUGCACCUCCCCGCUCGGAAAAACGCUCGAAGCUUGCCCAUGAUCCCGCGGCUGAGCGGGGUAAGGGGGUCGCAACUGCUUCCCGGUCGACCAAGCGCCCUCGGACUACUUCUCCGGCACCGACUGAGAAGGCUCCGAAGCAAUCUCGAGUGGCACCGUCGAAGCCUGCAAAGGUCUUGCCGAAGAUGAAGAUGGUGAUCCCCACUAUCUCAGGCGCUGCUACUUCCGACACUUCGGCGAGGGCCGAAGACCACGAGAUGGAGGAUGCUGCAACCUCGAAACCUGUUUCAUCUAACAUUCUAAUUGACCUUCCUGACGACGAUGACGAAGAACCACCACGGCCGAGGAGAAGCAAGAAAACGUCUGCUGGCAAGGCGACUCAGGAUGUGCCGGCACCCGAGACGUUGGUCGUGGAGGGAGACAAUGUCACUCGACCCACCGUAACCUUCGCGGUGCCGUUGCGAGUGCUCGCCCUUCGUCGUCGAGUGCUGCUCAACCCUCGCUUUUCUCCACCUACCCCGUUCCAGAAGACCAAGCCAGUGCUGCUAGAGAAGCGAUACGCCAAGCGGGGGUCAUGAUGGAGCAAGUGAAGGC
This is a messenger RNA of Triticum aestivum (bread wheat), 1043 nucleotides long. RefSeq names its product nucleolin. Lineage: Eukaryota; Viridiplantae; Streptophyta; Magnoliopsida; Poales; Poaceae. The transcript is spliced from 4 exons. The record is from RefSeq and is a predicted model, not a curated record. Bases 14 to 1027 code for a protein of 337 amino acids.